This is a messenger RNA of Strongylus vulgaris, 444 nucleotides long. The record is from the annotation of a GenBank genome assembly. Lineage: Eukaryota; Metazoa; Nematoda; Chromadorea; Rhabditida; Strongylidae.
AUGAAUCUCUAUACGCCUGGUAAUGGGUUAUUUGGUACUCAUGUCACCUGGGAGGAUAUUGAGGAGGACAUGCAAAGAGAGUUGCAUACCAACUCUUCCUUUGGUCCUAACAAAACUGCACAAAAUAUUGGGGAUGGCAAAGGAUUUAUGUCCAGGAUAGUACUAAUAGAUCCAGACUGGCAACAAAAAGACAAAGAUCUACCUAAAAAGUUCAUUGUAAAAGUAAGCCUUAUAGAGGAAAUUUUAAAAUGCUUGUGUAAAUUAUCAAAUACUCAAUUUGUUAAGAUUCUCACCCAAUUGGCAAUACAGAAUUUCGCGAAUGAAAUGUCAAAGAAGAAUGAAACUGAUAAUUUACUUGGCGACGAGGAAUUCAAAGUUACUUUCGAAAAGCAGCAGAAAGCCGUGAGUUUCAUAAUGAGAUUGCCUAAUAAAUUCUUAUUAUGA